GGCGCUGUGUAGCGGCUGCCGUCAGGCGAAGGAGGGCCGCAGAGGAACCGCGGAGUCCAGUUCGUCCUGUGUGUGAGUGCGUGUCGUGUCUCGCACUUCGAGCAGAUAUAAACCAUGUCUCUGGAAAUCGAGUCAGCAGACGUUAUUCGUCUGAUCAUGCAGUACUUGAAGGAAAAUAACUUGCAUCGAACACUUGCAACGCUGCAGGAAGAGACCACUGUGUCCCUCAAUACAGUGGACAGUAUUGAGAGCUUUGUAGCAGAUAUAAACAGUGGUCACUGGGACACUGUGCUACAGGCUAUCCAGUCCCUCAAGCUGCCAGAUAAGACACUGAUUGAUCUGUAUGAACAGGUUGUGCUGGAGCUGAUAGAGUUGAGAGAGCUGGGGGCUGCCAGGUCUUUGUUGAGGCAGACAGACCCCAUGAUCAUGCUGAAACAGACUCAGCCUGAGAGGUACAUCCACCUGGAGAACCUGCUGGCCCGCUCCUACUUUGACCCUAGAGAGGCAUAUCCUGAUGGCAGCAGUAAGGAAAAACGGCGAGCAGCAAUUGCCCAGGCACUGGCGGGGGAGGUCAGUGUCGUGCCACCCUCUCGUCUCAUGGCCCUGCUUGCACAGUCUCUGAAGUGGCAGCAGCACCAGGGUCUCCUACCUCCUGGUAUGACCAUUGACUUGUUCAGAGGCAAAGCUGCAGUGAAGGAUGUAGAGGAAGAGCGAUUCCCCACUCAGCUGACUAGACACAUCAAGUUUGGUCAAAAGUCCCAUGUGGAAUGCUCCCGCUUCUCUCCUGAUGGUCAGUAUCUGGUUACAGGCUCUGUUGACGGCUUCAUCGAGGUGUGGAACUUCACUACAGGCAAGAUCAGAAAGGAUCUGAAGUACCAGGCACAAGAUAACUUUAUGAUGAUGGACGAUGCAGUGCUGUGCAUGUGUUUCAGCAGAGACACAGAGAUGCUGUCCACAGGAGCUCAGGAUGGCAAAAUAAAGGUAUGGAAGAUCCAGAGCGGUCAGUGUCUGCGCCGAUUUGAGCGUGCUCACAGUAAAGGUGUGACCUGUGUGAGUUUCUCUAAGGACGGCACUCAGCUCCUUUCAGCCUCAUUCGACCAGACCAUCAGAGUUCAUGGUUUGAAAUCAGGCAAGUCUCUGAAGGAGUUCCGAGGUCACUCCUCUUUCGUUAAUGAAGCCACUUUCACUCCUGAUGGCCACCACAUUAUCAGUGCUUCCUCUGAUGGGACGGUGAAGAUUUGGAACGUGAAGACUACAGAGUGCACAAGCACAUUUAAGUCUCUUGGUGCCUCGGCUGGUACAGACAUCACCGUGAACAAUGUGAUCCUGCUUCCCAAGAACCCAGAGCAUUUCGUAGUCUGCAACCGCUCCAACACAGUGGUCAUUAUGAACAUGCAGGGCCAGAUUGUGAGGAGUUUCAGCUCUGGUAAGCGAGAAGGAGGAGAUUUUGUGUGCUGCACGCUGUCUCCCAGAGGAGAGUGGAUCUACUGUGUGGGAGAGGACUUUGUACUCUACUGUUUCAGCACAGUCACAGGCAAACUGGAGAGAACCCUGACAGUACAUGAGAAGGAUGUGAUUGGUAUUGCGCACCACCCUCAUCAGAACCUGAUUGCCACAUACAGUGAAGAUGGCCUACUCAAGCUCUGGAAACCUUAAGACAUCAGCCAUAACUUAUAUUUUCCUGAGACAGGCAGGAAAUAGGUUAAUGAGAAGUUUUGUAGUUUUUCUUUUUGUACAUAUUCCUUUUUUAUUUGAGUAUUAGAUUGUGACUUUUUGGCCCUUCCUUUUGAGAAUGAAAACAUGAUGUCAGUGUGGACAUUUCCCCUAAAAAGUAACAGACUCUGUGGCUAUGUACAUUGUCAUUCUGGUUGUGUAAUAGCGAGACAUUGUCAAAUAUUUCUCCAGUAUUUUACAUGAAACGUUUUCUUUAACCUUUGCAAUUAAACAUUUUGAUCACGA
Molecule: messenger RNA, 1959 nt
Organism: Pygocentrus nattereri (red-bellied piranha)
Lineage: Eukaryota; Metazoa; Chordata; Actinopteri; Characiformes; Serrasalmidae
Gene: smu1a
Product: SMU1 DNA replication regulator and spliceosomal factor a
Exons: 12
Coding region: 115-1656 (513 amino acids)
Biological process (GO): mRNA splicing, via spliceosome
Cellular component (GO): precatalytic spliceosome
Molecular function (GO): protein binding
Source: RefSeq, a predicted model, not a curated record